AUGUUGACCACUGAUCCUCAAUUGUUACAUGUUCCUCAACAAUCAGCUAAUCGAAAGCGAAACUUUAAUGCUGAUAAUCACGUGUCUAUUCCACGUGCACAUUCUCCUUCGUCGAAGAAAAGCGUCCUGAUAUCUCGACGACGGCAUUCAACUCCUCAAGUAUCAACAUUGCGAUUCGUCGAGUUGAAAUCGCCGCAAUUGCAUCCAUUUGUGAAACAAUAUUAUGUUAAUGCACGAACUACACGUACGAUGCAUAAGGAUCCGAAUGGGAAAUCGGAUCUGAUGAAAUCUCCACCACGUCCUGCAACACUUGUCAAACCACGUUAUCCUGAGGAACGCACUGCUCGAUUACUACCAACUCCGACGAGUCUUUGUUUAAAUAAUGAUAUUGUUUUACCAGUAGCGAAAAAGAAUCGUUCGACUAUUGUUGAAACACCAAGUCCUGCUACGUGUGACUUGCAAACUAUCAAUCAUAGUGAAGUCUCUAAAAAACGAUGGAACAGACGUGAAAAAGCAUUUUCACUCGAUUUGGACAGCGAUGUUUUCAGAUCGAAUGAAGAAUCGAUAGAGAAUUACACUAAUACCAGAGAUACUGCCAAACGCUGUAAAUGUUGUUUCGGAAAAUGUUUUUGUCGAUUUUCUUAUUGCAAUUUACAACAAUGUCACUACAGUUGUACACUUUCGUGUUGGGUUGUUUGUGUUCUUCUCGCAUCGGCAUUACUUAUCGGUACAUUUCUAUUUAUCGAAUAUUCAUUUCGUUAG
Messenger RNA from Adineta ricciae, 762 nucleotides. NCBI's taxonomy places the organism in Eukaryota, Metazoa, Rotifera, Eurotatoria, Adinetida, Adinetidae. The record is from the annotation of a GenBank genome assembly.